This is a messenger RNA of Coregonus clupeaformis (lake whitefish), 550 nucleotides long. Its product is annotated as histone H2B. Lineage: Eukaryota; Metazoa; Chordata; Actinopteri; Salmoniformes; Salmonidae. The transcript has a single exon. The coding region runs from base 30 to 404 and encodes 124 amino acids. Gene Ontology annotation, molecular function: structural constituent of chromatin; protein heterodimerization activity; DNA binding. The record is from RefSeq and is a predicted model, not a curated record. Gene Ontology annotation, cellular component: nucleosome.
UCGUUUCUGAGAAGCAACGAGACAUCAUCAUGCCCGAGCCAGCAAAGUCAGCGCCCAAGAAGGGCUCCAAGAAAGCCGUCACCAAGACCGCAGGGAAGGGCGGCAAGAAGCGUAGAAAGUCCAGGAAGGAGAGUUACGCCAUCUACGUGUACAAGGUCCUGAAGCAGGUCCACCCCGACACCGGCAUCUCCUCCAAGGCCAUGGGAAUCAUGAACUCGUUCGUGAACGACAUCUUCGAGCGUAUCGCCGGAGAGUCCUCUCGCCUGGCCCACUACAACAAGCGUUCUACCAUCACCUCCAGGGAGAUCCAGACCGCCGUGCGCCUGCUGCUCCCCGGUGAACUUGCCAAACACGCCGUGUCCGAGGGCACCAAGGCCGUAACCAAGUACACCAGCUCCAAGUAAACAGCGCAUUUGGACUACUCUACUAACCCAAAGGCUCUUUUAAGAGCCACCCACUCUGUCAGUAAAAAGAGCAUUUCCAUCGCCACCGAAUGAAUGCGCAGGUAGGCUGCGUUACAUUGUAGGACCGCGGUUACAUUGUAUCAUUG